GGCUGUUCCCCCUGCGCUCCUUUUCGGCUCGGGUUACAGUUGAGCUCGAGCUGCUGCACUUACCGGAACGCAGAGAGUGUUUUUACUCGGUUAAAAAAAUACACCGGCAUGGAAAUGUUGGCGAGCGGAUAUAGAGCCACCGAGCGAGCUGAUGAGCAAGUCUAACCUUCCCUCGGCACUUUUUUUGUGUCCGAGCAGCAACAAACAAGCGUGAGACGUACAGUUUAUUUACGCACCGGCCACGCAUCAUGUCCCACUCGGACUAGAGGCUUAACCCUGCUGGAGCGCAACACGCACGCGGAACGGCGCUGAGAGCCGGGAGGAAUAUUUACAAUAGAAACUCAAUUCCUUCGCGGAGAAGAAUAGCAGGGGGAGAAGGGGUGAAAGAUAACACUGGAAUGAAGUGGACCUCGGGAUUCCCAGCGUGCUGCGGAGUUGUGACUGAUGGAUGAAUGUGGCCAUCUGUAGGCUAUAUACAGCGACAGGUACAGGCACCAUCAGGGGAGCUCUGACAAAGACACGGCGCAGCGCUUCAUCAGCAGCCGCAUCGCCAAAUUGUGUCCCCCACCAAAAAACCCCAACUGUGGUUAGAUCUGUUUAAUCGCACAUCAGAUCGCAUCGUUGACUUGUCUCUAACAGAGUAAGAAGGUCGUGAAGGGCUGUUUUUGUCUCAGCCACAGGUCAACCAGGACACUCGGGGCUGCUUUGCUCCCAGAUCCUAUCAAAGAACCGGGAGCUUCCUGCACGUCCUGCGGACAGUUCAGUCAAGGACACAGGGGUCUGGGCAGAUUUUUAAUAGGUCGGACAAAAGGACAUGUAUCUGAUAUCGAACUCUCAUGCUCCCGACUGAUCGUUGCUCACCUUCCCACCGAGCGAACCACAGAUAAAGGCUGCCAGACGCACUGUCCGACGCUCUGAGUUAUCGGCUCACUGUCUGUACAUUGACCAGAAUGGCGGGACUCGGUUGUUGGAAGUAUUACCUCUGGAUCUUUAUUUUAAUGUGCAGGUCGGCGUUACCUUCUGCGAAAUCGCUGGAGACUAUAAUAUGGAGCUCGCAGAAUCCCAAGUUUGUGGCUGGAAAAGGCCUGGUGAUCUACCCAGAUAUCGGGGACAAGCUGGACAUCAUCUGUCCCAAAGCGGACCAAGGCAGAGAUUAUGAGUUCUACAAGCUGUACCUGGUGAAGAGGGAGCAGGCGGAGAGCUGCAGUACAGUCCUCGAUCCCAAUGUCUUGGUCAACUGUAACAAGCCAGAGAAGGACAUCAAGUUCACCAUCAAAUUUCAAGAGUUCAGCCCCAACUACAUGGGCCUGGAGUUCAAGAGGAACGUCAACUACUACAUCACCUCAACCUCCAACGGUACAGUCGAGGGCCUGGAGAAUCGGGAGGGAGGCGUGUGCAAGAGCCGAGCCAUGAAAGUCAUCAUGAAAGUCGGGCAAGUCCCAAACGCAGCGAACCCCGUGGCGCCGGAGGCUCCAAUAGACAACACCAUACCGGAGUCCAGUCCUAGUCCGCCUGAUGUGGGUCAGAGUGGACCCGAUAUGCCAGGAAACUCUGACACCAUUAAUCAGGGCCCGGCUGGUCCCCCGGGAAACUCGGACGGCAUCCUUAGCUCCAAAGUGGCCAUUUUCUCCGCCAUCGGGGUCGGCUGCAUCAUCUUCCUCCUGCUCAUCCUCCUCCUCGUCAUUCUGCUCAUCAAGAUGCGCAAGCGCUCCAGGAAAAACGGCCACUCGCAGCCACGCCCCUCGGCGCUGUCACUCAGCACGCUGUCCAAUCCCAAGCUGCCCGGGGGCACGUCUGGCACGGAACCCAGUGACAUCAUCAUUCCGCUGCGGACAGAGAACAACUACUGCCCUCACUAUGAGAAGGUGAGCGGCGACUAUGGCCACCCCGUCUACAUUGUCCAGGAGAUGCCCCCGCAGAGCCCUGCCAACAUCUACUACAAAGUCUGACACGCUCCGCACAGCGACAGUCAGGAACGAGAAAGAGAGGAGCGCUUGAUUAAUGUUCUUGGGAAGAACACUUUCCUUUGAAUUUUGGGGACUUGAUGCUUCUUCAAGCCCGUGUUAUUUUUACCACCUGCUGCACAAAUCUGGAGAGACACGCACUGACCAGUAACCAGCAGGGUUGUGAGCUGACUGCUGAGAGAUGUUUAUUCUGUUUGUUUGGGUUGUCUGACAGUCCCCACCUACCUGCCCCUUCUCCUCCUCGCCUCACCUCCCCACCUUCUACAUCUCCCCCACUGUUCUCCUACACGGGGGUGGGGGGUGGGGGACUGGAGCGAACCAACAGAUGGAACUCUAGCUUCCUGGUUCACUGUCCCCUUUAACGGGCAGGAUAUAACUUAUCUCAGUUCCCUGAAGUACAGUCUGUGCUACACCCAAUUAAACACACCAUCCCAGCACACUAGCCAGGAACAGGCAGACACAGGCCCCGGAUGCCACUCAGCCUGCAGUUUGUGUGCAAGCAUAAAAUGUGUGUGUGUGUGUGUGUGUGUGUGUGUGUG
Sander lucioperca (pikeperch) is the source of this 2503-nucleotide messenger RNA. It is a transcript of the gene efnb1, whose product is annotated as ephrin-B1. Gene Ontology annotation, molecular function: ephrin receptor binding. Gene Ontology annotation, biological process: axon guidance; ephrin receptor signaling pathway. The transcript has 5 exons. NCBI's taxonomy places the organism in Eukaryota, Metazoa, Chordata, Actinopteri, Perciformes, Percidae. Gene Ontology annotation, cellular component: plasma membrane. Bases 951 to 1949 code for a protein of 332 amino acids. The record is from RefSeq and is a predicted model, not a curated record.